GCUGGCUUCUUUGUUCGGUCCUCCCGUCCUCCCUCCUCCGUCCCCGGAUUGCAAACCUCUUGCGUGUCAGAGGCAUCAUGGGCGAGAAAGCUCAAUUCUUCCAUUAUCCGGAGGUUCGACCGGGACCCGCGGUGCCGUACAAGAACGAGGACCAGGUGAUCCCCGUCUUCCGCGGCACUCCCUUGGCCAUCGGAGCCACCCUUAUCCAAAACGUCGGCCUUAUCCAAAGCUACUUCUGGCGCAAUGCCGGUUUCGACGUCAUCCGCAACCUCCCCCUCGACCAGUACUCCGCCCGAUAUGAUCCUACCGUGAUCCCCGUCGCCAACCCCGACACCUUGUCUCUAGCCAGUCUGCCCGUUCCAACCCAAAAGCGGAAUGGAAAUGCAGGCUACUACACCUCUGCCGACUAUGUAGCUCGCUACAAAUCGGGGGAAUUGACUCCUAUUGCCGUCGUCGAGACCUUGCUUCCCCUGAUCCGCCGCGAUGCCAAUCCACCCGGCAAGCACUCGGUCGCCUUUUUGGAUGCGCAAAUCGAGAGAAUUCGCGCUGCAGCAGAAGCCUCUACACAAAGAUACAAAGGCGGCCAUCAGCUAGGACCCAUGGAUGGUAUCCCUGUUGCGGUCAAGGACGAAGUGCACAUGGAGGGCUACCGGCGGACACUGGGAAGUAAGAUUGACUUCACCGGCGAUAAUGGUGGCACCUCCUGGUGUGUGAAGAAAUGGGAGGAAGCCGGCGCCAUCGUGAUUGGAAAGACCACGAUGCACGAGCUGGGCUUAGACACCACCAACAACAACCCGAACUACGGCACCCCCAGAAACCCCCACAACCCCAACUACUACUGCGGCGGCUCCUCGGGAGGAUCUGGAUAUGCCGUCGGCGCAGGCCUGGUGCCCAUCGCCCUGGGCGCCGACGGCGGAGGCUCGAUUCGCAUCCCGUCCUCCUUCUGCGGAAUCUGGGGUCUCAAACCAUCCCACAGCCGAGUUAGCGGUUCUCCUACCGUCUCACUCGCCACAACCGUGGGCGUCUAUGGGCCUAUCGCCGCCAGCAUCGACGACCUGGCACUUGCCUACCGUAUCAUGGCCACACCCGCUCCAACAGCGGAAGACCCUCUCUCAGCAGCCUUCCCGCCACCUCUCCUUGAGCUUGCCGCGGCCGAAUCCAGAGCCACCCCCCGACCCAAGACUAUCGGCAUCGUGCGGGACUGGAUCGACCGGGCCGAAACCUCAGUUCGCUCCGUCUUCGACGCAGCCCUAGAGUACUACCGCAAAGAGCAAGGCUACACCAUCAUCGACAUCAAGAUACCCUACCUCCCCGAAGGCCAACGCGCGCACGUCCUCACCAUCAUGAACGAAAUCGCCUCGGCCCUCACCCCUCACCAAAUCAGCCAACUAACUGCCCCCAAUAAGGUCCUAGUCUCAAUGGGCAUGUGGCAAAUCACCGGCCAGGACUUCCUCGCCUCUCAGCGCCUCCGAAAUUGCCUGAUGACCCAUCUCGCCUAUCUGUUCCAACAACACCCAGGUCUCCUAAUACUCAGCCCCACCACCCCAAUCCCAGGCUGGAGAAUCGAAGGCGGCGAAGCCGAUCUCGCCCGCGGCGUAUCCGACGGAAAAUCCUCCGUCCGGAACAUGGAAUACGUCUGGCUGGCCAACUUCACCGGCUGUCCUGCGAUCAACUGUCCCGCGGGAUAUGACGCGCGGGAUGGAUCCCGGGUUCCGAUUGGUUUGAUGGCGAUGGGAGAAUGGGGUAGCGAGGAGGAUUUGAUAGCGUUUGCGAGAGACGGGGAGGCCGUUCUUGAUCUAUCCGGAACUCGGUCCGAUGAUGCGGAAGAGCAAAGUUCGGGGUUGACGGUUCCCCGGGGUGAGAAUGCGGUGUGGGAGGAUGUUAUUUGUCAGGCUACGGAGAAGACUAAGAGUAUUGGUAGCUCUUAGUGGGGCUGAGUAUGUGGCUUGUAUUCUUUACUCCUUUUCGGUUCAGGGUUAUCUUUGGGUACGGAGUGGUGUUCCAUGUAUUUAUGUUGUGAAUAUGGUUACG
Messenger RNA from Aspergillus sclerotioniger CBS 115572, 2031 nucleotides. Its product is annotated as amidase. Gene Ontology annotation, molecular function: catalytic activity. The transcript has 3 exons. NCBI's taxonomy places the organism in Eukaryota, Fungi, Ascomycota, Eurotiomycetes, Eurotiales, Aspergillaceae. The record is from RefSeq and is a predicted model, not a curated record. Bases 78 to 1928 code for a protein of 616 amino acids.